Messenger RNA from Salvia splendens (bonfire salvia), 2425 nucleotides. RefSeq names its product alpha-L-arabinofuranosidase 1. Gene Ontology annotation, molecular function: alpha-L-arabinofuranosidase activity. The coding region runs from base 138 to 2351 and encodes 737 amino acids. Gene Ontology annotation, biological process: L-arabinose metabolic process. The record is from RefSeq and is a predicted model, not a curated record. NCBI's taxonomy places the organism in Eukaryota, Viridiplantae, Streptophyta, Magnoliopsida, Lamiales, Lamiaceae. The transcript has 18 exons.
CACAUUUGCAAGAAAGGCCAAUCUUAAGGAAAGUGGUUACGUUAAGCCAAAGGCCAAUUUUUGUGUCUUCAAGCAAGAAAAAAGACACACACUGAGUGUGUUUUUGGCAACAAAUUUCAACGCCAUUAAAGUGAUUAAUGGUAAUCACAAAACAGCCAUUGAGUUGCGAUGCGAUGCGAUGCGAGCUCACUAUAUAUAACUGCAACUCUCCCUCCCCCUCUCUCUCAUCAUCAUCAUCCACAUUCAUCACUAUCAUCUCUCUCACACAGGCGCAAAAACCUUCUUACCAUCUUCCAGCCCAAGCAUACACUGGAUCCGUUGCAGAAGAGAUGGGUUCAAUUACUCCGUGGCCCAGAAUUCUCUUCUUGAUUUUCAUUGCGUUGAGUGCGUUUUACUUUCACCAAUCUUCUGCUGAUGGGACUGAAGCAGACCAGCCCGUUGCUCUUUAUGUAAACGCAUCUGAAUCAUCAGCAAAAAAGAUACCAAAAACCUUGUUUGGUAUAUUUUUUGAGGAGAUUAAUCAUGCUGGUGCUGGAGGAUUAUGGGCCGAGCUUGUCAGCAACAGAGGUUUUGAAGCUGGGGGGCCUAAUGUGCCUUCGAAUAUUGAUCCAUGGUCUUUCAUUGGGAACGAAUCAUCUGUGAUUGUGUCAACAGACCGUUCUUCAUCCUUUGAGCGAAAUAAAAUUGCAUUAAGAAUGGAGGUGCUUUGUGGUGAAGGUUCCAAAGCUUGUCCAGCUGGAGGAGUCGGUAUAUACAACCCUGGCUUUUGGGGAAUGAAUAUUGAACAAGGGAAGACAUAUAAAUUGGUGUUCUAUGUACGUUCAUCGGGCCCCAUUAAUUUGUCUGUGUCACUGACUGGAUCCACUGGAUCACCGACGCUGGCAACUACUAGCAUUGUAGCUUCUGAAGUUUCAAACUGGACUAAGAUGGAAGCUACUUUACAAGUGAAAGGAAGUGAUGCAAAAGCUAGACUUCAACUGACAACAACCAGGAAAGGUGUCAUAUGGUUUGAUCAAGUAUCAUUGAUGCCCACAGAUACAUACAAGGGACAUGGUUUUCGCAAUGAUCUGUUUGCAAUGCUGAAAGAUUUGAAACCGGGGUUUAUGAGAUUCCCAGGUGGUUGUUUUGUUGAAGGUGAUUGGUUAAGAAACGCAUUCCGCUGGAAGGAAACUAUCGGGCCAUGGGAGGAGCGGCCAGGGCAUUUUGGUGAUGUCUGGCAUUAUUGGACUGACGAUGGGUUUGGUCAUUUUGAAUUCCUCCAGCUAGCGGAGGAUUUGGGUACAGCACCGAUAUGGGUGUUCAACAAUGGAGUCAGCCACAAUGAUGAAGUCGAGACUUCCAGCGUCUUGCCUUUCAUACAAGAAAUAUUGGACGGUCUUGAGUUUGCACGAGGAGAUGCUCAUUCAAAAUGGGGUUCAGUUCGAGCAGCAUUGGGGCAUCCGGAACCCUUUGACCUUAAAUACGUUGCAGUGGGGAAUGAGGAUUGUGGAAAGAAAUAUUACCUUGGGAACUACCUCAGGUUCUACAACGCAAUAAAGCGUGCUUAUCCCGACAUCAAAAUAAUAUCAAACUGUGAUGGUUCUUCCAAGCCAUUGGAUCAUCCAGCUGAUUUUUACGAUUAUCAUAUAUAUAGCAGUGCAAGUACUGUGUUUGGAACAGCUCAAAAGUUCGAUAAAGCACCACGAAGUGGUCCAAAGGCUUUUGUGAGCGAGUAUGCUGUCACCGGAGACGAUGCUGGCAAGGGUAGUCUCAUAGCAGCAAUAGCUGAAGCGGGGUUUCUCAUCGGGCUUGAAAAGAACUGUGAUGCUGUUGAGAUGGCAAGUUACGCACCUCUAUUUGUGAACACCAAUGACAGGACGUGGAACCCGGAUGCAAUUGUGUUCGACUCCUCCAAAGUGUAUGGAACUCCUAGCUACUGGAUGCAGCAUUUCUUCCGGGAGUCAAAUGGGGCGACCCUUCUUGAUUCUUCCCUCCGAUCCAACCUGGAAAACUCUCUCAUUGCUUCUGCUAUAACUUGGAAAGAUUCAGACAGCAGGAAACACCUGAGAAUAAAGGUGGUGAAUUUCGGAAGCAACAACGUGACACUCCAGAUUUCGGUUGACGGGUUGGAGGUGAACUCGCUGCAAUCAUCGGGGUCAACAAAGGUCGUGCUGACAUCUGGCAACCCGAAGGAUGAGAAUUCGUUCCAAACUCCGAAUAAGAUCGUCCCGAUCAAGAGUCAGCUGGACGAAGUGAGCGAGGAGAUGGAUGUGGUGGUCUCUCCCCAUUCAUUGACAUCAAUUGACUUGUUAAUAAACUCCAACCCUAUCAGAACCAUGGGAUCAAAUUCUGUUGAUGUAUCUUCCUACUAAAGGAAUGGUUCUGUCUUAAUGUUGUGUAAUGUAAUAAGUUAAAAUGGUUAUAAUAUAAAAUAUUAAUAAGUUUA